UCUUAUCUUUCAGACUUGGCAUCCAGAGAUGAGCCCCAGAAGUUAUCUCCAAAAAGGGAUAUUUAUGAAACAGAAUUAUCCCAGUGGGUUAACAUGGAAGAAUUUAAAAGCCAUAGUCCUGAGAGAUCAAUUUUCAGAGAUAUCUGGGAAGGCAACUGUCAUUUUGAGCAACAUCAGGGACAAGAGGAGGGUUAUUUUAGACAACUUAUGAUUAACCAUGAAAACAUGCCCAUUUUUAGCCAACAUACUUUACUCACUCAAGAAUUUUAUGAUAGAGAGAAAAUCUCUGAAUGUAAAAAGUGUAGAAAAAUCUUCAGUUACCAUUUAUUUUUUAGUCACCACAAAAGAACUCAUUCUAAAGAACUUUCUGAAUGUCAAGAAUGCACAGAAAUUGUUAAUACACCAUGCCUUUUUAAACAACAGACAAUUGAAAAUGGUGACAAAUGCAAUGAGUGUAAAGAAUGUUGGAAGGCCUUUGUUCAUUGCUCACAACUUAAACAUCUAAGAAUUCAUAAUGGUGAAAAACGCUAUGAAUGUAACGAAUGUGGGAAAGCCUUUAAUUAUGGCUCAGAACUUACUCUACAUCAAAGAAUUCACACUGGUGAGAAACCUUAUGAAUGUAAAGAAUGUGGGAAGGCCUUUAGACAGCGAUCACAGCUUACUCAACAUCAGAGACUUCAUACUGGUGAAAAACCCUAUGAAUGUAAGCAAUGUGGGAAGGCUUUUAUUCGUGGCUUUCAACUUACUGAACAUCUGCGACUCCAUACUGGUGAGAAACCUUAUGAAUGCAAAGAAUGUGGAAAGACUCUUAGGCAUCGCUCACAUCUCACUAUACAUCAGAGAAUUCAUACUGGUGAGAAACCCUAUGAAUGUCGGGAAUGUGGGAAGGCCUUUAGCUAUCACUCAAGCUUCUCGCACCAUCAGAAAAUUCAUUCUGGAAAGAAACCUUAUGAAUGUCAUGAAUGUGGGAAGGCUUUUUGUGAUGGCUUACAACUAACCCUACAUCAGAGGAUUCAUACUGGUGAGAAACCCUAUGAGUGUAAGGAAUGUGGGAAGACUUUUAGACAGUGUUCACACCUCAAAAGACAUCAGAGAAUUCAUACUGGUGAGAAACAUGAAUGCGUGAUAUGUGGUAAGGCCUUUAGACUUCAUUCACACCUUAUUCAACAUCAAAGAAUUCAUACUGGUGAGAAACCCUAUGAAUGUAAGGAAUGUGGGAAGGCCUUUAGCUAUCAUUCAAGCUUCUCACACCAUCAGAGAAUUCAUUCUGGAAAGAAACCUUAUCAAUGCGGGAAGGCGUUUAAUCAUAGAUUGCAACUUAACUUACAUCAGACUCUUCAUACUGGUGAGAAGCCAGUCAGGUUUCCUCUCCUCCCUCCCCAUCCUAGUCUAGCAUCAUGAAAUUUAUUGAUGGAAAUAUACAUUGUCUUUGUUUUAUUUAAGAAAAAAGUUGGUAAGCCACCAAUUUCAUUAGUAUUGAUUUAUUUAAGUAAUCCUUGAAAAUCAAAUGUUUUUAAGUGAGAAAAUGGAAAACUAAAGUGUAAAUUUUGGUCUCAUUUUAAUGCUGUUUCUGAGUUAUUGUAUUAACCAUUAUUGAGAAUAAAUUUUUUUAUUGAGGAUAAA
Nomascus leucogenys (northern white-cheeked gibbon) is the source of this 1623-nucleotide messenger RNA. It is a transcript of the gene ZNF461, whose product is annotated as zinc finger protein 461. NCBI's taxonomy places the organism in Eukaryota, Metazoa, Chordata, Mammalia, Primates, Hylobatidae. Gene Ontology annotation, biological process: negative regulation of transcription by RNA polymerase II; regulation of immune system process; regulation of cytokine production. The record is from RefSeq and is a predicted model, not a curated record.